GGUUAUUUCCUUAUCAUCUUGAAUAUACUUGCAAUCUUCUUAAUGAUAUUUCACCAGGCCUGUUGAAGGAGUUAGAUUCACGAUUUGAUUGGUCAAAUGACUUUGUUAAUUUAUUUAAAGAUUACUCAAAAACUAGUUUAUGUAUCCCAAAGCUACAUCAUUGGAGAUAUCAUACAAUACCUUCAAUUAAACUUUUUGGUGCCCUUAAUGGAUUUUCAGCUGAAACCUUUGAAUCCUUGCAUAAAGAAUAUAUCAAGCAACCAUAUCAUUCAACAAAUAAAAAUUUUAUUGAUGAACAAAUGCUCAACAUUACAACAAGAAGUAAAAUACAAAAACUGUUUGGGGUAUCUUUAUAUAAACAAAGGUUACAAAUGCAAAAUUUAGUUGCUGAGUUUCGAUCAUUAAUAUUUGAAUUCCACUAUAGUCAAUUAGUGGAAAUUAUAUCAGGUUUAUCACAAAUUUCAAAUAAAUGUGAAGUUCUAAUAAAAGGUUUAUCUGAAUUAGAAAUAUGUUUUGAUAAUUAUUUAUUUCAUUAUUAUCCAAAUAUCACUCAACAAAAUGAUACUAUUUGGAAUUCAUGUUUAUUAAUCUAUAAUGGAGCAAAACUAGCAAAUGGAGAAAUUAUACAUGCUACAAAUUCAUAUUAUAAUUCAUCAUAUUUUAGCAAUGUUGCAGUAAACUUGGAAGGGUGUGAAGUUGACAAUUAUGUUACAGAUAAUGGGGAUUGUUAUGCACAGAUAUUGUUAUUAUUACAAAUCAAGUUUGAAUUAUAUGAUCAAAAUGAAGUAGUUAAUUUAGCAUUGAUCCAAUG
Molecule: messenger RNA, 811 nt
Organism: Entrophospora candida
Lineage: Eukaryota; Fungi; Glomeromycota; Glomeromycetes; Entrophosporales; Entrophosporaceae
Source: the annotation of a GenBank genome assembly